AUGUCGUUUCGAAACCGACGCAGCGUUCCUGACUCCAGGAAAACUUCCUUCGAAAACCUCGAUGAUUUCGCACGCCAAGGAUACAGCUACAGCCAGACCCCAGACGAAGCGAAAGUUGGAAGCAGCUACAUCACUAGCGGGUAUCCAGAUGAAGCAAGGAGUAUUCAUGCUGUCCGUGUAUGCUCCUCGCAUUUCACCGAUAAUGUGUACCUGGAUGAGAACAUCGUGCAAGUGCAACUUGGAUUGACACAAAAAAGGAACGAAUUGAAACUUGACGCCGUUCCGACAGUGUUCCACGAACAAAGCGAGCCAGCAACUUCGACACUGCAGGCAGCUCGACAGGGUCAAGCGCAAGUGAAGGACCAGGUGCUGCUGAUCCAAGUCCCAUCCAUCCAUGAAACGGCAUCAAACAAUGAUCUUCCAGAACAGUGCUUUCUUCAUCCAAGUUCAAGAAGUAAAGAGAAUGACUUCAUGGCUUCUACUGACAUCUCACAGCUACAUGCCAAGACAAAAUAACUUGAAAACAGGAAAUGAAAAGAAAAAAAAAGGUCCGUUUCAGGUCCACCCAAAUCUUUGUGCAGUGGCUGACAACAACGUUAUUGUGAGAUGAUGAAUGAUGCUGAUGCGGCGUUGAGACUAAGCCCUUGUUUCCUUUUUUGCAAUGCUAUACAUUACUGCUGGUUAAAUGUAAAAUGAUGCACCUACCUCCAGACAUUAAAGGGGCUACCAGAGAUGUAGUGUCAAUUCAACAGAAAAGCUGCAUCUUCUACGAGGCACUGUCACGUAAGCAGUGGCCAAAUUUGCUAUCCUGUGAGCUUUGAUAGGAUAUGCCGUAGAUAGUAAGAGGCCUCUUACUGUAAAAGGGAGGUGCAUUAUUCGAGUAGUGGGGUCUGAGGCAUGAGGGUCAUUUCAAAAUGUACUAACCCUUCCAAAAUUUUACACUUAGCUGUGCCCAGAGAUCGAUCCAGAUCCCCCCCCCCCCCCCCCCCAACACCCUGAGUUUUUUUCCUGUGUACCACUGUUAUAAUGAAACCGUCCAAUUUACUGUCCAACCGUCCCGUUUUCAUUGCAAUUGAAGUACUUACGAAACUGUUUAUUUUAUUUUUUAUUUUUGUGACUCCCCGCUUCAGAUCCCAAGGGACAUUGCCAGUGUGGUGCACGCUGAUAACUGUCUGUGCAUAGCAAAUAAUAAAUAUCUGUGUGUGAAGAGUUGGAUGUGGACUUGUGCGAUGGCUCUUGAAUGGACAACACUCAGUCAACACAAAGAUUUAUUCACAUUUGCGUAACUUAUUGCCUGUCAUUAUAAUAAUAAUUAUUAUAAUACAUAGACAAGAGGUAAUGCUCUGCCAAGGAUCUCUGAAGUUAGUCUUGAAAGCUGUUUUCAAAACAGUGGUGCUAAAAAAAUUGGAUCAAUGGCAGGUAUCAAAAUUUGUUUUGCUGUAUCAAGGCAGAACAAUCUUCUGUGGGAAUGACAAAUUGUGGACAUUCCCAGACAGAUGUAUCACUUACAAUGAUAAUGAGGUGUAAGUGUACCAUUAGUGAGUUAUGAAACGUUACCUGAAAUUAUUUGACAUGUUAUAUCCCUCACAUGCUAUAAUACUGCCAAUGAUAAGAAGUAUUACACUACCAUUAAAAGUAUAACUGUCACUUAUUGCUCCUGCCUAUUCCCCUGCACUUCUCGGGAUUACUGUGGUAACACGGAUUCUGUUUCACACUUCUCAAUUGGAAACUACGCAAGUCUAUUAUCGUGUAGGUGUGAACAGGAAAUGAGGCACACAAAAGAUGAUAGUCCUGAUAGGACCGGGAUGGAAAAACGUUGGCGAAUCAUGCGGACGACACACCCAGGUAUCUGUCGUCUCUUUCUCGGUCCAAGGAAUCUCCAAACUCAGCUUGUAAACACACAAUAAGCAGUGAAAAUGACGUAGCUGUAAAAAGAAAGGACACUUUCCUAAACACGUAGCACAGUAAUUUCCUGAUAAUCAUUCUAAUUCUAACCCGGCCCUUGAGUUGCACAGUUGGUUAGAGCCUUCGUAACUUUCAUGGGGCAUUCGUCGUGUGUGCAAACGUCCACGACAACUACGAAAAUAAGGAUUGCUCAACGUGCCUAUCUAUCGUGGGUACAGUAGGCGAAGACUGUGAUCCUCGCUGCAAUACUGCGGUGGAUACACCAACAGAAGUUCUGGCCGAAGACAGAGAGCUGAGAACAAAGUGUGAUGCGUGCUUACACUCUACUUCGCCAUCAUUACACAACUCUGCCACUUCACCAGCACUGCAGCAUAUAGGUACUCAUCCGGUUCCUGGGGAGCACAGACGUCGCACAAACACUUGGAUUGUUUCCUGCGUCGUAGUGAAUGUCACGGGAUUAAGUGUUGAGCACUCCGAUCAUGAACGUACCUAAAGCAGUGGUCCUGAGGCUCCAUGAUAAGGCAAGCCUGAGCGAUGGGCAAGACACGUAAACAAACACAAACACGAAGGCACUUGAGCCUUCGUGUUUGUGUUUGUUUACGUGUCUUGCCCAUCGCUCAGGCUUGCCUUAUCAUGGAAUUUAUCCACCAGCUAGCCUGCAUUUACGCCAUUCUGUCCUGAGGCUCGUUCUGUUGCGCUAACGCAGCUACGGCACGUAUAUCACCAGUUACUUGCAGAAGAAGCGGAUCCGUCGAAUAUGGGCCGUCAUUAAACAUGUAUAUUCGUCACGGGAUCUAUUACUAAAGGCAUUUGAACAGCACGAUGCACCACUUCCGCGUUCCGAGUCCGCCCUCUCCGUAUGUGCCUUCGCCUUUGUCUCCCUGACCGAGCUGCAAGCAGCGGGGACUCCUCUGGCUCGCCGCGUUCUUAUUGGUCAGAUUCAAUGUGACGUUGCUAAAGAUUCUCAGCAGGGAGUUCCGCUUGACGCCCGCUUCCGUCGUCUGCUGUUGCGCCGCUUACACACGAAUUAUGCGAAAAGUAUUCCGUUGAUCGGGAUGGGACUUUCGGAGUCAUGGUCAGUGAAGGAUGGGGAAUCUCAUGUCACUGUGGUUUCGGAAUCGAUCUGUGGUCGAUGCGACUGUCCCUUUAAAAAGACGCGAAGCUAUGUGACGUCGCACUGGCUUGGGAAAGCAGCGAUCAGAACUCGUGGCGGGAAGCAGGGAACAUAGCAGGACAACUUCUGGCAACACUACACGUCACCAUUACGCAAGUCGGCUUCACCUAACGCCUGUGUGCUUUAGGUGAAGCUCGCUUUCGAACACUGUCGCGCAGCUCGCGGGUGGAAAGCCUGUGCUAGGCCUUUUGAAUCAUCUCGCGAAUUUGAGCAGCAUUGGCCAAAUACGGAGACAAAAAGGCGUUACCACCUACUUUUUUCACUGGCAGUAUUGGAAAAUGAACAGUCGAUGUCUAUUUUCUUUCCUCAAUUUUUAUUUUGGUUUAAUUCUUUUGAUGUGAAUUUCGGACUAUACGAAUUUUUUCCGCUACCCCGUGAUAUUCGUAUCAUCGAGAUUCUACUGUAUCUUAUCGCGGCGAGGUUACGCGCACGGGACAGCGCCCAACAUCGUUAUACGAGUACUUGGAACCGCGGUCUCCAUCGCUAUACGCGGGUCGUUUCCCCAUAGAAACAAUGUAUAUUUUGACGGUAAAAUCAUGAACAAUCGUUUUACGAGGGAUAUCGUUAUACGCGGGUUUUACUGUACUGUUCUGGGACACAACCAGGUGGUGGUUACCGAACGAGGUACGCUAGCCAAAUUGACUGUUAAAAUGGAGAUACACAAAGCCUUAUUUAUGUGAACAGGACACUAUAGUUUUUGGUAGAAUAUUCUGGUCCUGCUUUUCCCUGUUCAGCAGCAGAUGACUUGACAUGUCUACAUAUACAUACUAGCUUUUCUGAAAAAAAAACAUUGAGUGUUUGUAUCUGUGCAAGUGUAGUUAAAAUUAUGUUUACAUGUUCUGUUUGCCUUCAACACUCCAGCAAUGACUUUGUAACACUGAUCAGUGGUUUAUCCGGAAUCCCAAGCACGGAGAGUGUUGGAAAAAAUGGGGGGGGGGGUCAUUAUUAUAGUUACGUCAUUACAGCUUAACAUAUCAUUACCGAUGUGUGUCUAAAGCUGAAAUCGCAAGGGCACACCCUGUAGGGGGUACACAGGUGAAAAAGUUAGGGGGUGUCACUGAACAUUUGUUGGGGGGUGUAGGGGGGGCUUGGGUAAAUCACUGAUCACUGACGAUCCUUGCUUACGUUGUUGUGUACAGUGACUUUAAAAAAGAAAAAACCCUCGCAACAAGGUUUUUAGCAUAUGGUUGUCACAGUAUUUAUGAUGAAUAAAUAAAGCCCUACUUGUAAGUUGGACAUCCCCCAGUU
Ornithodoros turicata is the source of this 4327-nucleotide messenger RNA. RefSeq lists its product as uncharacterized. The record is from RefSeq and is a predicted model, not a curated record. Bases 1 to 516 code for a protein of 171 amino acids. The transcript has 4 exons. NCBI's taxonomy places the organism in Eukaryota, Metazoa, Arthropoda, Arachnida, Ixodida, Argasidae.